Penaeus vannamei (Pacific white shrimp) is the source of this 1096-nucleotide messenger RNA. NCBI's taxonomy places the organism in Eukaryota, Metazoa, Arthropoda, Malacostraca, Decapoda, Penaeidae. The record is from RefSeq and is a predicted model, not a curated record.
CUGGUGUUCGUGUGCGUUGGAGUGUACCCUUAUACAGAGUUACUGAGGAGUGCGCGGGAAAGAUUUCGAUUUGUUUUGUGUUACCAUAUAUCAGAGAAAAGAAAAUAUUGAUCAGAGAUAACGUUUUUUAUCAGUGGUGGUGAAGAAAAAAGAGAAAAAGAUUUAUAAAUAGACAGCUGUUGGAGUGUUGAUCUCGGUGGCGCUGCCAUGUGAGUCCCAGGCGUCGUCAGUCGCUCUUUCGUUGUUUGUCUGAAGGAACCCGAAGAGGCGCCCGCCCGCGCCGGGAUGGGCACGCGCCGCGACAACCGGCUGUCGGAGGGCGGCCCGUGCGGCCCUCCGCGCCAAGCAGGACCACGACCGCAGGAACCAGGAGCUCGCGAAGCAGCUUUCGAGCGGAACGGCGCCCUCCAAGCGGCCUCCUCCCUCCUCGUCGUCCUACAUGUCCAAGUCCUUGACGCUCGAGCUGGAGAAGGGCCUGCAGGGGUCGUCCGGCAGGUCGCAGGGGAAGAAGUCGUACCUGCGGCAGACGUCGAGCUCCGUGAUGAGGAGCAGCCUCGGCGGCGUCGAGAAGGACUCCCUGGCGGACGCCCGGAGGAGGAAGCGCGACUCCAGUCCUUCCAAGGCCGCCAACAACCGCCUGGAGAAGAAGGCCAGUCCGGGCGGCGACGGCCCCGGCGCGCCGACGUCUUCGAGAGGCUGUCCAAGGUGGACUCGAACAAGGGGCCCGCCGGACACAGGCCCCGCGACCGCAGUCCCCAGAAGGGCGGCCGGAGGAGCCCCCAGGAGAGGAGCGGCCAGAGCGCCCGCAAGACGAGCUCGCAGGGCAGGAGGAGGGACGGCAGCCCGGCGAGGGGCGGCGGCGAGGGCAGCCGAGGGGACAAGCGAGCCCUGGUCGGCGGGGGCGGCGGCAGGGCGUCCCCCCGCCCCCAAGAGCGACGAGGAGGUCGACUCGUCCGCCGAGAAGCUGGCGCAGGAGAACAUCCCCGAGUCGGUCGACAAGGACCUCGACGACUCGGUGCGGGCGAGCGGGGCGCCCCGCACGCCCCUCUCACCGGGCGGGCGAGGCUGCCCCGCGCCCGGCCANAUGAAGAAAUAA